This is a messenger RNA of Ilex paraguariensis (yerba mate), 1232 nucleotides long. The record is from the annotation of a GenBank genome assembly. NCBI's taxonomy places the organism in Eukaryota, Viridiplantae, Streptophyta, Magnoliopsida, Aquifoliales, Aquifoliaceae.
CCUCCCUCAUGUGGCUGCUCACUUGCUUGAAAUGCUCCAGUUCCUCCACUAAAUUUCAUUUUUCACAGUAGCACGUUACAAUUUUUCUCCAUCACAGGAUCACACAGGUAUACUGGUUAAUAGCCGACCUAAAUUAACUCAAUUUUGAUUCUACAAACAUUGAAGAGUAACAAAGUUGUUUUUCCAUUUUUGUUUAAAAAAAUUGUCCUCUGUUGAUGUUGUCUAGUACGAACAUGAGUCAUUACACUUUUCAGAUAUAUAGCAGAGAUCUGAUUCUCCAUUGCAAUUUCUCUAAGGAUUUUGACGGCGGCUUUUUUUGUUGUUCCAUUUAGGCAAAAAUUAAAGAAGCAUUACUGAUUGAAAGACUCAAGCGCUAUGAAGUUCCUAAACUUCAGGGGCCUGAGGUGAAACCACAUAACCUAACUGGUGAGGAACGGUUCUACAUGAAGAAGAUGGCCCAGAAAGGGUCUAACUAUGUACCAGUUGGCAGAAGAGGCAUAUUUGGUGGUGUAAUACUGAAUAUGCAUAUGCAUUGGAAGAAACAUGAAACGGUUAAGGUCAUCUGCAAGCCUUGUAAACCUGGUCAAGUACAUGAGUAUGCAAAUGAAAUUGCCAGAUUAAGUGGUGGAAUCCCAAUCCAGAUGAUCGGAGAUGACACUAUAAUCUUCUAUCGAGGAAAGAAUUAUGUGCAGCCAGAAGUUAUGUCGCCAAUUGAUACAUUGUCCAAGAAAAGGGCACUGGAAAAAUCGAAGUAUGAGCAAUCAUUGGAGUCUGUGAGGCGCUUCAUUGCCAUUGCUGAGAAGGAACUUGAACUAUAUUACAGGCACAUAGCACUUUAUGGUGAUCCAAAUAAUCGGAAUCCUAACUCGAUACUCGGCAGCCCAAGAAAAGGCUCUGAUAAGCCAAAGAAAGUGGAACUGCUGCGGAAGAGACACUAGAUUCAACUCUGGAUGGAGUUUCCCCACUUCUUUCAGAUGGAGAAACUGAAUACACGGACGAAGAACUAUCAGCAGCAGAAUACAAUUCCAAUGACGAAGAAUUGUCUGUAAGGGAAUUAAAUUAUGAGGAUGAUCAGAGCGAAGAUGAAAGAGAAGAAAGCUCUUCAAGCAUGCAAGAGAACUUUACUAUGCUGGGUUCACCAUCCGUCUGUGGAAGUGGAGAGGAUUUUGACAAUCAGGAAAUUGUAAGAGAAACAAGCUUUAAACAUGAAAUUUUAAUUUAAUUUAAUUUAU